Messenger RNA from Colletotrichum spaethianum, 213 nucleotides. RefSeq lists its product as uncharacterized. The coding region runs from base 1 to 213 and encodes 70 amino acids. The record is from RefSeq and is a predicted model, not a curated record. NCBI's taxonomy places the organism in Eukaryota, Fungi, Ascomycota, Sordariomycetes, Glomerellales, Glomerellaceae. The transcript has a single exon.
AUGGACCGCGUCCGUAGCUUUGGCUGCUCGCCUUGGCCCGGCCUGAAGGCAAGCGGAAUCAACUGCCCCCAAUCUUCGAGAAGGCGGCAGACGGGGGUGAUUGCUUCGAGUGCAGAUUCACCCGACUGCAACGACGCACUGACUGAGAAGAGAGCCGAGUACGCCAUCGAAGAGAUCCUGCCAAGCCGAAUGGCGGACAGGAACCAGUUGUAG